ACGCGAUCUUUGAACGGAGGAGGAAGCCAGUAUGCCAAAGGAUCAGGCCAAGCAGCAGCAGCCAUCGCGCAAGGGCAAGGCGACAUGGCGCAAGAACAUCGACCUGGCGCCCGUCGAGGAACGUCUCGAGAUCCAGCGGCAGGCUGAGUCGCUGGGACUGGCCGGUGGAGUUGGCCAGGCAGGCGAUCUGUUCGUCGAAGAUCGAAAGGGCGACGAGGCGCUCCUUGCGCGCCAACGCAAGAACCGCCGCGGGCUCAAGAGCCUCGAGGUGCUGAACCGAGACGCCGUCGGCGUCCCUGCCGUGCUGUCGCGCAAGGAAAAGGGAAGCCUGGGAGGAAAGACGCCCGAGGAGAGGUCGGGGAUGAGCGCAAAGCAGAUUGCCAAGCUUCGGCGCAUGACGGGCAGGCAGACUGGACCCUUUGGCGCAGUUGUCGAGCAGAGUCAGGAGGACAAGGAGGAGCAACGGGCAAAGGCUGACAUCAAGGUCGCCGAGUACGAUGUGUGGGGAGCAGAGAGCCCAAGGGUGCAUGUCAAGCCAUUGAAGCACGACGUCGAGAAGAGACGGUUGCCAGACGUGCCGCUACCUCUCCCCGAUCCGGGCCAGUCGUACAACCCGCCAGCAGAGGCACACGAUGCGCUGCUUGAGAAGGCGAUGAAGGUGGCAGAGGACGAGGAAAAUGAGCGGCUCAAGCACCGGGAGUGGAAGAGGAAGUGGGACGCAGGGGGCGAGUAUGCGAGGCAAGAAGAGGAAGAGGGCAAGAACGUCAUGGGAAUGAGGGUCGAUGGGGAGGACGAUGACGACAAGGAGCCAGAUGACGAGCAGGCCGAGGUGGAGGCCUUGACGACGAGGAAGGAGCCGAAGCGAAAGACGAAGGCGCAGAGGGCAAGAUCGCUAAAGCACAAGGAAGCUGAGCGACAACGGCUCUUGCAGAAAUCGAUCAAGUCGACGCACCAAGCCAUCCAGUCCUUGCCGUCACUCAAGAAGUCCCUGGCAAAGGCUGCCGAAGAGAAGCAGGAAGCUGCUCAACAAAGGCGCGAAGCAAAACUCAAGAGACUCGAAAGGCGUGUGGGCAGAUUUGAGCUGCCGAAGGAGGAGCACGAGGUCCAAUUGGGCGAGGAGCUGUCCGAAGGAUUGCGUGGGCUCAAGCCAGAGGGCAACCUGAUUCGGGACCGUAUCCACCACUUUGCGAAGCGGGGCCUCGUCGAGCCACGGGCGCCAAGCACCAAGGAACCGAGGAGGGCGGCAACAAAGACGUACGAAACGCAUGCAUACAAGCGCUUCCAUUGAGCAAUUUCAUCUCCUCUUUCACACAACAAUUUUGUCACGCUUUCGGCCUGAAUAGACUUGGUCACAGAUGGCGCAUCCUUCUCCUGAAUCAGAUG
Messenger RNA from Acaromyces ingoldii, 1383 nucleotides. RefSeq names its product P60-like protein. The transcript is spliced from 2 exons. Gene Ontology annotation, cellular component: nucleolus. The coding region runs from base 32 to 1288 and encodes 418 amino acids. Gene Ontology annotation, biological process: rRNA processing; ribosomal large subunit assembly. Lineage: Eukaryota; Fungi; Basidiomycota; Exobasidiomycetes; Exobasidiales; Cryptobasidiaceae. The record is from RefSeq and is a predicted model, not a curated record. Gene Ontology annotation, molecular function: 5S rRNA binding.